Molecule: messenger RNA, 1920 nt
Organism: Mauremys mutica (yellowpond turtle)
Lineage: Eukaryota; Metazoa; Chordata; Testudines; Geoemydidae
Gene: OTOL1
Product: otolin 1
Exons: 8
Coding region: 1-1920 (639 amino acids)
Molecular function (GO): protein binding
Source: RefSeq, a predicted model, not a curated record
AUGGUCUUUGUUCUUCGUUUUGUGUGCUUUCUGACUAUUGCCGGAAUGAUUUCUACACUCCUGACACAGGCUCUGCUGUGCAGUGUCUGGUGUCCUGUGGCAUCUACAACUAUCUUCAGUCUAGCUCCCAACCAGUUAUUCACAAUGGAUGCCCUCAAUGGUGCUGCUGAAACUGAAGAUCCUAAACAAGCAUCUACUGUUCCCCCUGGUCCAAACCUGGGGACAAAUGAAACUGAUCCAGUCGCAGAUGUUGGAACUCAAGAAAACAGUAGUGCAGCAGGAAAACAGUGCUUCUGUGACAGUCCUGUGCCUGAAGGACAAAAGGGAGAACGGGGUGAAAAAGGGGAUCCAGGUAUCCCAGGGAAAAAAGGAGUACAAGGGCCCUUGGGAGAAACUGGACAACAAGGACUAAAGGGAGAAAAGGGUAAUCAAGGAUCCAAAGGUGAUCUAGGUAAACCAGGGCCUCCUGGUCAGAAAGGAGAACAAGCUACAAAAAUGUGGCGUUUACCUUGGCACAGCACCACCUUCAUUAUACUUAUUGCUGCCGCUGUACGCACAGAGGCGAAAGCUACCCUGGCUGAAAAGUUUACUAAGAUAAAGUCUCCAGAGAUGGAGGUCACUGAUGGCUUUGACACAUCCAUUGUGCCACCCACUGAAGAAAGUCCGUUCACAGAAAUAUCGGAAACAAGCGAAAUGCCAGUGGAGUUAUCCUCGCUGAACCCGGCCUUCAGAACGGCCACCACUCUGUUUCCUUUUGAAAAUUUUACUCUUGACACAGCUGAUUUCUUUUUUAAUUGCUGUGAUUGCUGUACCCCUGUGUCAGGUCAGAAAGGGGAACCAGGAGAGCAUGGACUGACAGGUCCUAAAGGAGAGCUGGGAGAUGCUGGCCCUCAGGGCCUACCAGGAAUUCCUGGACUUCAAGGUCCAAAGGGCUUCAAAGGAGACAAAGGAGAUAAAGGAGAACAUGGUGACCAAGGAACAAAUGGAAUUCCAGGGUAUCCAGGUAAACCUGGAGAACAAGGUGAAGCUGGAGUUAAAGGAGACAAAGGAAACUCUGGCCUUCCUGGAAUGAAGGGACAGAAGGGAGUGAAGGGGGACACUUGUGAGAAUGGGACCAAAGGAGAGAAGGGAGACAAGGGAGAGCUGGGCUUACAGGGGCUAGAUGGGGAAAAUGGAGAUAAGGGGGAAAAGGGAGAUCUGGGGGAAAAGGGGCAUUGUGGGGAGCCAGGGGAGAGAGGAGAGAGGGGGGAAAAAGGGGAAGGUGGAAUAAAAGGGGAAAAAGGCAGCAAAGGAGACGCUGGAGUUGAGGGUAUUCCUGGGAUGAAUGGACAACAGGGAGAAAAGGGUGAGCCAGGCAGUAAGGGUGAAAAAGGGGACUUGGGACCAGCUGGUGUGAUGGGACCUCUUGGGCCAAAGGGAAAUCCUGGUAGUAAAGGGGCCCGAGGAGCUAGUGGAAAGAAAGGCUCCAGAGGUAUCAAAGGCUCCAAGGGUGAUAACUCAAAAGUCCGAAGAUCAGCUUUCAGUGCUGGCUUGUCAAAGUCUUUCCCUCCACCAAAUGUCCCUAUUAAAUUUGACAAGAUUUUGUACAAUGAUCAGGAAGAUUAUAAUCCUUCUACAGGCAAGUUCAAUUGCAGCAUUCCUGGAGCGUAUGUCUUCGCUUAUCACAUGACGAUCAGAGGGCGGCCUGCUCGAAUCAGCAUUGUGGCACAAAACAAGAAGAUAGUCAAAACCCGUGAAACACUUUAUGGUCAAGAGAUAGACCAGGCGUCUUUCCUGAUCAUUUUGAAAUUAAAUGCAGGGGAUCAGGUUUGGCUGGAGGUUGGACGGGAUUGGAAUGGGAUCUAUGUUAGUGCUGAAGAUGACAGCAUAUUUACAGGGUUUCUUUUGUAUCCAGAUGAUAUUUUUGAGACCCUAGCAUAA